UUCUUGACGACAUGUCCACGCACCCUGAUCUGCGCCGCGCUUUGCUUCAACACCACGAUGAGGUUGUGGGCAGAAUCCUGAAGUCUGUGCGGUACUACGGAGAAGGGGCCAAUCCAGAAGAUGUACCAGAAGGCCUCAUCUUCAUUGACAAGGCGGACUUGGAAGUCAGACAGCAUAUCGAGGACCUCCUGCAAAUGCACGAGGCUGUUGCCAAGACAAAGAGGGCGGAGGCCCUGGCACAACAACAAGCAGACUUCCAACAAUCUGUGCGCUGUUGGCAACGAAGGCUCCAGGUACAGGCAAAACAGACGAAGGAAGAGCAAGAGGUCCAACAGAAGGCGUUGGAAACUUGCAGAGAGCAAUCUCACCAGGUAUCCAAGGAGAUGGCGCACCUUCGCGAGCAGUUCAAGCUGCAAAAUGCCAGGGUGCAGCAGUCCGAGAAGGAGCUGCAGGAGAAGGUUGAUCAGCUGUCUGCGAAGGAGCAGGCGCUGUUGGAAAAGCAGCAGCUGCUCCGGGAGGAACAGCAGUCGUACCAAGCCACGGCGGAUGAGAUGCAGAAGGCCCGACUUCGAAACGAAGAAGCAGAAGAGGCCCUGGCCGAAAGGAAUCGUCUGAUCCAAAGGGCGGAGGCUUUGCUUGAGGAGCAGCGCAAGGGGCUGGCUUCCCAAGAGCAGGAGCUUCUCACCGUCAGGAGAGAUCUGCAACAACAGCGUGACGCUAUUGCAGCCCGAGACGCUGAGCUUCGCCAGCGAGAAGAACAACUUGCGAGUAAGGAUGCGGUAGCAGAGGAAGCAGCGGAGCUGAGACUUUCUCAACGAGAAGAGGCUCUUGUAGAGCGAGUGCAGCUAGCAUCCAAGCGAGAACAGAGCCUUCAGGAACGCGAGGCGGCUGUCGCAGCUCGAGAGGAGGAUGUGACCAAUGUGGAGCGCAACCUCCGGGAGGGCAUGCGGCAGUCCAGGCAUUUGGAGACAGAGUGCCAUGAGGCCAGCCGAGAAAGGCAAAGAGAUCUCGAUGAGAGGGAGGCCAGUUUGGACGAGAAAGCUCAGCUGCAGGCCGAGGAGGACCAGCGCUUGGCCGAACGAGAGCGGCGCUUGGCGUCCUUUGAGGAGGAGCUGAAGAUGCAAAAGGCAGAAAAUCUGAGUCUAGUCAAAGAGCAAGAAGCCGCACUGGCGGAUCGGGAGGAAAGGCUGAUGAGCCGAGAACGUGCUGUUGAUUCUGAGGACCUUGCUCGACAAACUGAAGCGAAGUCCACCAGUUGUCUUCUGAUGCACCGGCGUCUCACCGCUCGGAAGCAGAUCGGAUCGAGCGGCGAAAAAGCUGACCAGGCACCAGGCUGACCUGGCUGGUGAUGCAGAGUACAUCGGAUCCAUGUGGUGAC
Messenger RNA from Cladocopium goreaui, 1378 nucleotides. The record is from the annotation of a GenBank genome assembly. Lineage: Eukaryota; Dinophyceae; Suessiales; Symbiodiniaceae.